Messenger RNA from Styela clava, 719 nucleotides. Lineage: Eukaryota; Metazoa; Chordata; Ascidiacea; Stolidobranchia; Styelidae. The record is from RefSeq and is a predicted model, not a curated record.
CAUUGAUAAGUGAUCCACGUGCAAAUGAUGAUUAUUCUCACAAAGUUGACUGCAUACAUCAGCUGGUACUAUGAUUUAUAAAACAUCGCUACAAAAACACUAAUUCUUGUUACAAUACCAAAGUCUACAGAUCUUCUGGUUGAAUUGUAUUUGCUGAAAAUAAAGCCAUGGCUAGCGUUGUGCAGAUUGUCAAAGUUGAAAAAGGAAAAGUAGUUUUGGAUUCAAAAUCACUCAAAAGGGUUUUGAAGGGCGAGAAUGUCGGAGAUAAAGCUGUUGCAAUCGUAUCUUUGUGUGGCGACUAUGGUAAAGGGAAAUCCUUUAUGUCAAGAAUAUUUCUACAAUAUUUAGGUUACUCCAAGGGGCACCGAACCAGCAAAAAAGCCACUGAUUGGUUGGACGACGAAAUUGGAGAAGAUUCUAUACAAAUGGAUGAACCUGGGAUAUUUCUGUACCGAAAAGUUCAUAUUGUGAAUAAUACUGCUGUAUUAUUGAUGCAAGUACAAGGAGCCUUUUCAUCAACGCGACAAAUAUGUAUUGACAUUUUUGCUCUUGCUUCAUUGAUAAGCUCUGUUCAGAUUCUGAAUUUACAAUCUCAAAUGCUGGGAAACGAUGUUGAAUUCUUGAAGGUAAAAACAUCGACACAACAAUUAAUUUCUUCGUUUAGAGUUGUGUGAAUUUACACUCUAGCGGUUCAUGUGCUGUGUUUGAUAUUGUCACCA